Messenger RNA from Magallana angulata, 1458 nucleotides. RefSeq names its product L-threonine 3-dehydrogenase, mitochondrial-like. The record is from RefSeq and is a predicted model, not a curated record. Bases 185 to 1264 code for a protein of 359 amino acids. Gene Ontology annotation, molecular function: L-threonine 3-dehydrogenase activity. Gene Ontology annotation, biological process: L-threonine catabolic process. Lineage: Eukaryota; Metazoa; Mollusca; Bivalvia; Ostreida; Ostreidae. The transcript has 9 exons.
CUUUUUCAAUGGAUCAUCGAUUGUGGAAAUACGUCACACCAAAAACCGGAUGUAUACAAUUUACUGCCUCGAACAAGGCGAUUGGUUAGAAAGGACAAGCCCCCGAGUCCACGAGGUUUACUAAUAAGGAGACAUAACCAAAUAAAGAGCACCCAGCAAGAAGAAUCGGAAACCGGACGUUGGGAUGAGUGGACUGCCCCUCAGGAAUUUGUUGCGAAGCUGUGUCCCGCGGGCUUGUUCUGUCCGUCAGUACAACGGAGUCACCGGUGCGGCACCGGGGGUCAAGGACAAAAAUGACCACCCCCGAGUCUUAAUCACAGGGAGUCUAGGGCAGCUAGGAACUGGGCUUGCCAAAGUAAUGAGACAACGCUAUGGACAAAACAAUGUCAUUAUGUCCGAUAUUCUGAAGCCUCCACAGGAAAUAUUGGAAAGUGGUCCGUAUGUAUUUGCCGACAUUUUGGAUUUCAAGAAGCUGCAGGAGCUAAUAGUCAACUAUAACAUCGACUGGAUUAUUCACUUCAGUGCGCUACUCAGCGCCAUUGGAGAGAACAAUGUCCCAUUAGCCAUGCGUGUCAACAUCGAAGGUCUUCACAACGUGCUGGAACUGGCAAAACAGUACCGACUCAAAAUAUUUGUACCAAGUACCAUAGGAGCUUUUGGUCCCGACUCCCCACGUGAUCCCACCCCUGACCUGUGUAUACAGCGCCCCCGGACAAUUUACGGAGUCUCCAAAGUUCACGCCGAAUUGAUGGGCGAGUACUAUUAUCACAAAUUUGGCAUGGAUUUCCGUAGUUUAAGAUUCCCUGGUAUCAUAUCUGCCGACACAAAUCCUGGAGGCGGCACCACUGACUACGCCGUAAAGAUUUUUCACGAUGCCCUGAAAUCUGGACAUUUUAAGUGCUAUCUACGAGAGGACACCAUGCUUCCUAUGAUGUUCAUUGACGACUGUUUACGUUCGGUGGUUGAGUUUAUGGAGACACCCGAAUCAAAACUUAAAAUGAGAACGUAUAAUGUGACCGCCAUGAGUUUUACACCAGACGAGAUUGUAGAGGAAGUCCGAAAAUACGUUCCGGAACUAAAAGUGACGUAUGAAAUUGAUGGCCGACAAGCAAUUGCCGACACUUGGCCCAAACGUUUUGAUGACAGUAACGCGCGAGCUGACUGGGGGUGGAAACACACAAUGGAUCUCCCGCAAAUGUGCAAGGCCAUGUUUGAAUUCCUGGAUCCAUCCCAUCAAAAACAAAAGCAGAGAAUCAAAGCCUGAAACAACCCGGAGUGUGAAUAUCAUAAACUGAAUCUCACUGACAGCAAAAGAAUCUCAAGAAUUUUACACCAUACGAAAUACACUUUUUUUUUUAACUUUUCGUUUUUAAUGAAAUUAUAUGUCCAUUUUAAAGCAUAUAUUUUGGUUGUUUGUUGUUAUAUCACUUUGAGUUGUUAAAAAAGUAAUAUAAUUUA